GACUGGGCCGCUCGAAGGAUGCUGUAGCCCCAGCGCCCCUGGGCCAGCCAGUGCCGGGGGGGUUCCUGAAAGCUGUUUCGGAGGCUCUGUGCCUGGGUCCGGCAGUGGUGAUCAGCCCAUCGCUCAGCGGCAUGUACUCCCUGCCCUUCCUCUUCCAGCACAACCACCUGCUCAAGGCAUAUGUGCCUGUGGCACCCAUCUGCACCGAGAAAUUCACUGCGGAGCAGUAUGCCCAGAUCAAAACCCCCACGCUGAUCGUGUAUGGGGACCAGGAUGUGGAGCUGGGACAGACCAGCCUGAACAACCUGCAGCACCUCCCCCAGCACCAGGUGCUGGUGCUGCAGGACGCUGGGCACCCCUGCUACCUCGACAAGCCCAAUGAGUGGCACCGUGGGCUCCUGGCCUUCUUGCAGCAGCUGGAGUGA
Nestor notabilis (Kea) is the source of this 425-nucleotide messenger RNA. It is a transcript of the gene ABHD14B, whose product is annotated as abhydrolase domain containing 14B. The transcript is spliced from 2 exons. NCBI's taxonomy places the organism in Eukaryota, Metazoa, Chordata, Aves, Psittaciformes, Psittacidae. Gene Ontology annotation, cellular component: cytoplasm. The record is from RefSeq and is a predicted model, not a curated record. The annotation marks the transcript as partial.